This is a messenger RNA of Sorex araneus (European shrew), 1414 nucleotides long. RefSeq lists its product as uncharacterized. The record is from RefSeq and is a predicted model, not a curated record. The coding region runs from base 1 to 1107 and encodes 368 amino acids. The transcript has 3 exons. NCBI's taxonomy places the organism in Eukaryota, Metazoa, Chordata, Mammalia, Eulipotyphla, Soricidae.
AUGGACAAGAGCAACAGCCAGCCGCGCGUGGCCCUUCCUGAGACGUCCAUGUGCUGUCGGGAGGGCCAAGCUUUGUCAGGCCUGCCCUGCACCUCCCCCAGACUCGGUAGCUCCCCACCCUGGAUUCUCACUUACCACCAUCACCCUCAAGCUUUUCUGAGAAAUGUCUGUCUCCUGUGGGCCUGGGAGCAGGACAGAGAAAGUGCUGAGGUGGUUCCUGCAGCCAGGACCCUCAUGGACAUAGGAGGACAGGACAUGAGCCACAGCCUUCCCCCUCCACCCCACCCCAACAAUGACAGGGUUGAGGCACCUCCCCUGGCGAGCCUGGUUGGAGGAGCGUGGGCCAGCGCCAGGCCUCUUCCCGCAGGUGGAGCCCCUCACACCUCACCUGGACAGCCAAGCACCGGAGAGACACCAACUCCUCCCCUGAGGGGAAGCUCGGGCUUACGGCAGGGCGGCCACCGUGUUGAGCUGAGAAGGAAACUGCUGGUUUUAUUGUUUUGCGGGCCACGGGGUCACGUUCACAGUGACUCCAAUUCAAGGAACUUCCUGCAGCUGGUCUGGGGGUUGCAUGUGGAGCCGCGGGGACGGCAGAGCUUAACUACCAGCACGGGAGGAGUGACCCGCUACCCUCGGCCCGGUGAUCCCGCCUCAGCGUGGCCGUGCAAGAGCGCCCAGCCACCUCCACUCUACCCAGGGAAGGAGGAGAAGCUCAGGCCGAGACGAGCGGGAGCCAAGGGCUCGGGGCACACGGAGAACUUUGCUUUCCCGACACUGGAAACUCAGCGCCAUGCGAACUGCAGGGGCCGGUCCAGGGCAUGCACGGGCUCCGUUCCUGUGCAGAAUGUUCUGGAACACACACCCUGCCUCUCUCCGUGUGAUGCCUCCAGCAGUGAAUGGACUGUGUGGCCUUUUCGUGACCUCUUCCAUGCGCUCUCCCAGCCGCCAUGGCGCUGGCGACCACAAAUCCCUUCUCGGCCCUCUUUAGACCACAGUUUUUGGACCACAACCUGCCAUACUCAGAUCCUACCCCUGGCUAUGCUCAGCGAUCAUUACUGGCAGUGUUCAGGGGACCAUAGGCGGUGCCAGGGAUUGAACAGGAGUUGACUUCAUGCAAGACAAGCAUGCUUCCUGCUGUAUUAUCUUUCUGGCCCUCCUGUAUCAGAAUUCUACAGGGACAAAGAAAUCAAGCUUGAGUUGCCAUAAACACCAGAGUCCAGCAUUUGAGGGCAAAGGCUGGGAUCAGACAGGAGUGGCAGGUAUGGAAGCUGACUGUCCUGUUUGCUCUCUGUGAAAAUGCUCAGUCCCAGACCCCACCUCACGCAGGUCACAGGACCGGGUCUCAGCCAGUGGGACGUGAGGGCAACACUGCAGAUGCUCGGUCCAUGGCCCCCUUUCUCCAGCUUCCCACUUC